Centropristis striata (black sea bass) is the source of this 3148-nucleotide messenger RNA. RefSeq names its product rho-related GTP-binding protein RhoA-D. Gene Ontology annotation, molecular function: GTP binding; GTPase activity. Gene Ontology annotation, cellular component: neuron projection. The transcript is spliced from 5 exons. NCBI's taxonomy places the organism in Eukaryota, Metazoa, Chordata, Actinopteri, Perciformes, Serranidae. The record is from RefSeq and is a predicted model, not a curated record. Gene Ontology annotation, biological process: small GTPase-mediated signal transduction. Bases 126 to 707 code for a protein of 193 amino acids.
GGCGGGUCUUGUGAGUAUCGGUUUGGUGGGUUCCUCGGCCGCUGAGUACAGCUGCUUCAAGGGACGAAAGACGGCAGGAGGGUAACACGGAGGUCUUUGGUAUUUAAAAGCACACUCUGGGAAAGAUGGCAGCCAUCAGGAAGAAGUUGGUGAUAGUUGGUGAUGGUGCGUGUGGGAAGACCUGUCUGCUCAUCGUCUUCAGUAAGGACCAGUUCCCAGAGGUCUACGUCCCCACUGUGUUUGAGAACUACAUCGCUGACAUCGAAGUUGAUGGCAAACAGGUGGAGUUAGCGUUGUGGGAUACCGCAGGUCAGGAGGACUAUGACAGACUGAGGCCUCUCUCCUACCCUGACACAGAUGUUAUCCUCAUGUGUUUCUCCAUAGACAGCCCCGACAGUUUAGAGAACAUUCCCGAGAAAUGGACGCCUGAAGUAAAACACUUCUGUCCCAAUGUCCCAAUCAUUCUCGUGGGGAACAAGAAGGACCUGAGGAAUGAUGAACACACACGCAGGGAGCUGGCCAAGAUGAAACAGGAGCCUGUUAAGUCAGAGGAGGGCAGAGACAUGGCCAACCGCAUCAGUGCCUUUGGCUACCUGGAGUGCUCCGCCAAGACCAAGGACGGUGUGCGGGAGGUGUUUGAGAUGGCCACCAGGGCGGCGCUGCAGGUCCGCAAGCGCAAGAAGAGGGGCGGCUGCCAGCUACUGUGAAGGGACGGAGAUUGUUGGCCAAUCAGCACAGGGCAAACUUAGAAAAACCUAAAAUCAAUGGCUUCCGUGGACUAUACUUACUUCACAGAUGCAGAUAUGCCACAGGAGAAUAUGAAAGACUGACACCUGUUUAAAAGCAAAACAAAUCAGCCUUUUUUUAAAAAAAAACUCUAUUUCCUCUGCUACUCACAUACUUUUUGUUUCUGUUUGUUUACUGUUUUGUUCUCCUCCACCAGCACACCGGUCUGUUUGUGUGAAGGUCCUGUCCCUUCCUCCUAUAUGAAUGUAUGUUUGUAUUUAUAUGUGCAUAUACUUUACAAAUAUAUCAUGUCCGUGUUAUGAUUGUUUACAGAGAUGGGUCUUGGCGCUCACACGCCCACUUAAUGGCAAGACGGACGUUUUUUAAAUUGCUUUAAUAGUAUGGAACCCCUUCUUCUCCUCAGUCAGCGUUCAGUCUCCUUUACAUAUCCGUUUCAGGCACGAUCCACCUACAUGUCACACCACUAUUCAUUUUUAAAGUCCUAUUUCACAAAGUGCUGAGUCAGCAGAGCCCUGUUUUCCCCAGCUUUCUCUUCUGACACAAAGGACUAAAUUUAGAUCCCGUUCACUACGUUAAUACACUGAAACCUACAUAAACUGAAUCAGCAGCGACUAUAUGUGUGGAGAGGUUUUGGACUGCACCUUGCUCUGUCUCUCUUCCAUGGCGAUAGCUUAAGCUGGCACUGGAGACAGUGGUCUAUUGUCAUGGACACAAUACUCUCAGUCACGCUCACACUGGCUCCAGCAGACUUGCCUCUACCAAGACGUCACCAACGCUUUCCCCAAACAAGCCUGCUGUCUGAACUCUGUACUGUUGAUUCAGAUCCAGUAUUCAGUCAUUAUGCAUCAAUGUGUACUGAAUCUACAAGAUUCUGGGCUCAACACACUAUGGGUGCACACUGCAUACAGCCAUAUUAUUAUUGCUCAGACAUAUUAUAGGCCUGUUCUGUAUGUUUAAGUUUUAAUUAAAAUCCAACUGACAACUUGAGUGACAGCUCAAAUGUCAUCAAAUUGGGGCUUUGUGGUUGUAUGUUAGGACUUUAUUUGACACUAAACACAAGGGACAUUCCUUCAAAUGUGAUUGGAAUAACAAGAAGUGCACAGGUCAGAUUUUUUCUUGAGAAGGCAUUAGAGAUCAUUAAAGUAAUGGUGCAUUUGAGCUUAGGUGAAACAGUAAAUUAGGAUUUUUUAUAUAUACUAAUGGAUCAAAAAAAGUGCUGUUUACAGGCAAUUUGAAUAAGAAAUUCACAGAAUUAUGAUGAAAAUUCUCUGAUGUAGCUUUUGCCUCAUUUCCACUGCAUGGGUCGUCUUGACUUAGAAGUUAUUUGGGUUCUAUUAAGCAAAUUUAACUAGUUGCCAUAAUAACUGGUCUUAAACUAUGUUGAGUUUGCUUUGUGGAACUGAAUUAACUGAAAAUAAACCUGGCUUAUAAUAUAUGGUACAGAACCCUGGUCAUUUUCUCCAUUUUAUGUUCCACUGCAGAUAAUUCCUCUCAGUGCAGGUGGGAGUCUCAAUAUCAACGUCACAUGAAAUUGCUUAGACAUUAUCAUUAUGAUGACACCCGCCAAACCCUUUCAUCAGGAACCAAGCAAAGGAACAUCUGCACUUUGUCAAUUGUAGGCGUAGUAUACCGGGUAAUGUACAGCUUUGUUUUGUGGGCUUCCUUUUUUUAAAUCUGGGUCAAUCGAAAUAAAAAUUGUGGUUCCUUAAAAAUAGAUUGUGCAUGAUGUCUCACAUUCAACUAAUGACUAAUGACAAUUCUCUUUGACCAAUCAGUGCUCUGCAGUGUUUUAACUGCACCUUCUAGCAUCAGCUCAGCUCGCUUGAAACUUCGAUCUAUUCCUAUCCACAACUUUUACUAAUGGAAAGCCAGCAAGAGCAAGUCGAGUUGAGUAGAGCCGUGCCAUACCAUGUAGUGGAAGUGUGGCAUUAGUUAAUCACUGCAACCACAAUUACCAAGAUUAAUAAUUUUAUCCAGAAGUAUCUUGUCAUCACAAAGUAACCGAGUCAUCAAACCACCACAUCUUCUUACAGGCAGCCCUCUGGUGCAGUUACUGUGUGUUUCUGUCGUGGCUGCAGGAAACUCAUGCCAUACAUUACAAAACAGGUCCUGUCAUGAAAGAGCCCUGAACACACGAAGCAUGUGUAAAUGGUUCCUGCAUUGAUCUUACCACCAUCUUAAGCUACAACUGUCUUUUUUUAUCUGGUACAUUCAGAUCCGUAGCGAUCAGGGUGUUGCUGGCCUGGGCUAUUUUCUGGACAGUGCCUCUAUGUCUGUAUUGUCGCACCAUCGUUCAAGAGAAAAUGUUGAUUGUGAUGCCGCUUUACAAACAGGAGUGGGAAGUGUUGAAUGUCGGGAUGACACAAACAUGUUAUUAAAGUAUUUUUGAAAUACUACGUAA